This is a messenger RNA of Geosmithia morbida, 1089 nucleotides long. Its product is annotated as L-asparaginase. Gene Ontology annotation, molecular function: asparaginase activity. The coding region runs from base 1 to 1089 and encodes 362 amino acids. Lineage: Eukaryota; Fungi; Ascomycota; Sordariomycetes; Hypocreales; Bionectriaceae. The transcript has a single exon. The record is from RefSeq and is a predicted model, not a curated record.
AUGGCCCUCAACGCCAUCUUCACUUCUAGCGCUUUGUUCGCGGCUGCGGUGUCGGCCAUUCCCGCACCGAUCCCGCUUCCCUUGGUUUCUCGAGAUGACCAGAGUUUCAACGCCAGCCUCCCCAAUAUCACCAUAUUUGCAACUGGAGGAACCAUUGCCGGAAGUGCCGCGUCUAGCGACCAGACUACCGGCUAUAAAGCUGGUGCAUUGAGCAUCGAGACCCUUAUCGAGGCUGUCCCUGAGAUCCGUAACAUUUCCAACCCUAGUGGAAUCCAGAUUGCCAAUGUUGCGUCCCCUAGUGUGACGGACAGCAUUCUAAUGAAUCUGACCCAUCAUGUUCAGGCCGCCAUGGACGACCCUUACUGCUCGGGUGUGGUUGUUACCCACGGCACGGACACUCUGGAAGAGACCGCUUUCAUGCUUGAUUUGACGGUGAAAACCAACAAGCCGCUCGUCAUUGUUGGUGCUAUGCGCCCAGCUACAGCUAUUAGCGCUGAUGGGCCCAUCAACCUCCUGGAAGCUGUUACUGUCGCCGCCGACCCAGCUGCUCGCGACCGCGGAACUAUGAUUCUCCUCAGUGAUCGCAUUUCAAGUGCUUUCUACACCACCAAAUCCAACGCCAAUUCUCUCGAUACUUUCCGGGCUCUUGAGCAAGGAUACCUCGGAGUCCUCAUCAACAUCAAGCCGCUGUGGUAUACUACUCCUAGCCUUCCACUUCACCGGCCUUACUUCAAUGUUACCGAAAAACAUGACCUGCCUAAGGUAGAAAUCUUGUACGGCUACCAGGAUGUUGACCCUACCAUCCCCAAGGCCGUAGUGGAAAACGGUGCUGUUGGACUUGUUCUUGCCGGCAUGGGCUCGGGCGGUUGGACCGAUGAUGGUAAUGCGGAGCUGGAGAAGCUGUUCAAUGCUACCGGCAUACCCAUCGUUUAUUCUAGGCGACCAAUGGACGGCUUUGUCGAGCCUACUGGAACGUUUGGAAUUGGUGGCGGCUUUCUCAACCCUCAAAAGGCACGCAUUAUGCUCCAACUGGCCCUAAGCACUGGUUAUAAGGGCAAGUCGUUACGAGGCCUCUUUGAGUACAUCUGA